Messenger RNA from Linum tenue, 492 nucleotides. Lineage: Eukaryota; Viridiplantae; Streptophyta; Magnoliopsida; Malpighiales; Linaceae. The record is from the annotation of a GenBank genome assembly.
GACCGCUAUAGAUUCUGCUUGAGAGGAAGACAAAAAUAAUUUAUAAUUUAUAGCAACCAAACAAACACCAAAUUCUAGAUGGUUUGCUAUAUAUGUGGUCUAUCCAGAUAUCUGAUAUACAACAAAAUCAAUCAAUAUAUACGCAAAGUAUAUAUAUAUCAAUCACACUCAGUAUAGCUAGCUUUGGUUGCUUGGUCUCUUCUGGCGAUGAGAUAUAGCCCUCAAAGUCCUGUACAUCUCCGAACAAGCCAAAGAGACAUCGCACAUUGCCCUGAACAACUCGGGAAGACGAGUCUUCAAGCUCGCCAACGACUUCUCCCUCACCUGAAGGCACAGCCUCUGGUAUGCCUCUUCCUCUUCCUCCAGCUGCUUCUUAACAGCGUCCACAGUGAACUGCCUCUCAGCAAUCGCCUCCUUUAUGUUGUUCUCGGGCCUCUCCGGGUCCAGCUCCUCUGGAGUUCUCUUCUGCAUGUACUUAUUGUACCAGUCCUC